AUAAUCAUGAGGAUUGUUCAGAGCCCUGACAAUGGCAACGUAACCACAGCAAACAGAAACGGGGUCGCAUCGCAUAGGAACGCGGACAAUAGGAGCUGGCUCCUCUCGAACAAUACCCGCCCCCAAAAUACAACUACUCACGACGUUGAUAAUAAAAAUUGCAACAACGUUUUUCUAGACAGUACAGAGAUUAAGGAUACAAAUUUUCAAUCUGAAGACUGUACUUUUGACGUCACCAUCGAAAGCGGAGUAUGUAAUAGACAGUACAGAAUCAAUAAUCAAAAUAUAUUCACGAACUCAUGUCAGAGAACCGUUACGGAAAAACUGGAACAAGAUAAUGUGAUUCAUAUUGAAAGCUCUCCAGAGACAACGCCCCUCGACGAAGAAAGAACAUUUGAAAAUUCAGAUACAGAUGAAAUGUCUGAAAACGUUGCACAUCCUGUACCUAGGGGCAUCGUGAAUCCGAACUAUCCCGGCUUCCAGCACUUGGCGCACACUUUGCAGGAUUAUUCAACGAACAUUGAAACAUUUUAUCAAUCGGAAAAUGAAAUGACAGAUGACGAUCUGGACACGGAAAAUAUAGAUGCAACUUGUCAGUUAAAAACAAGUGAGAGCGAAGUUAACUUUAAUAAUAACAAUAUAACUAAUUAUAAAUCUAAAGAAACUAAUCAACUGAGUGAUUUACAAACCAAAACUAAGAGUUCAGAUGACGCGCAAAAUGAUAUCCCAGAUCUAUUGAAAACUGUAUCUAAUAAUAACACAAUCGAAUCUAUAAGCUUUGAUUGCUCAGCUACGGAUAUAGAAAAUAAUUUUAAUACAAAAGAUAUAAUCGGUGAUUUCAACAAGGAGAUCGAGGAUGAAAUAAAACAACUUUUAAAUUACAACAUCAAUAUACAGGACGAUCUUGAAGAGUUAAGGAAAGACAUUAAAGAUACUUUUGCAAAACCGAUAGAAAACACGAUAAAUAAUAUAAGUGAUGUUAUGAAUCAUGUUAUAAAGAAAUUGGUAGAGACACAAAACGAUGGAGUAGAGAACGAAUUUGAUAUAACAUCUACAACAUACUCUAAGGAAGAAGCCGAGGAAUUAAACAACGUAAACAAAGAUAAUGAAAAAAACACAAGAAAGGAAAUGAAUUUAAGCAGGCCUACAUUUCUGUUAAUAGAAAAUCAUUCAAAUAACAAAAUACAAGAUGCUAUAUUAUCGGACGGCAAAGACGAAAUUAAUAUUUACGAACAUGAAUACGACACAGAAGCGUUAAGUCACAAUGUAGAGAAUACAAUAAAACAAUUAAGUACAGAAUUGAGAAAAAUUAUACCUAAAUUAAAUGAAAUGCGUGAACGUGACCGACUGUGGACUGAGAAUAUAAAAGAAACCGCUUCUGUUAUAAUGGAUGAUAAUUCCAAUGAAAUAAGUAAUACAUCUUCUACAACUCCAGCCGUAAAGUCUAACAGUGUAAAUUAUACUGAGAAAAUAAAACAAAAUAAAAAUGAAUAUAGCACCUCAAGUAAAUUUAGGAAAAAUUCCACAAUAUUACCAAGAUUUAAAAACUCGAUUUUCAUAAUGCUUUCCAGUGCGAAGAAGGCGUGUAGCGACCGAUUUUCAUCUCAGGCCAUUGCAUUAAAGUCGCCUAAUAGUCAAAAUACUGCAUCCGUCCGUAUAUUCGACAAUGCAAAGGAAUAUGAUUUCGAUGGUUUUGAUGUUUACAACAUUGAAACUGCCUUACCAAAAAUAGACUUGGAUGCCAUCGAAAGUCAUUUAAAAGCCGCAAAAGAAGCAGAAAGGCGGAAACGCAAUGACAGGGAAGAGAUCAGAAAACGACUGGCAAUGGAUGCUGACAGUGAGGAGUAUUACAGUUUAGGACACACGGAGAGACCUGGCAAGAAACCCAGCUUACAUUCACGUCUCCAGAAUGGGAAGAACCUACAAAUAUGUUUUAUGAAUGAGACUGCAUCAGAUAAUGAAUCCCAAGCAUCUGAUGUAGAGAAAACUAUAAAAAGUUCUAGCAAAACUUUACCACAUACAAGUAUUUUUGGAAUCAGUCAAAACCAUCCGUAUCAGACUAGGCCACUUUCAGUCAAUAUUACUAAAAAUGACAGUGCCCCACAAUGUGGACCUAAAUUGCGUCAAUCACCAUUCUCUUUAAAGACAUCAAAAUCUCGUUCAACUCAGUCAUUACAUCAGACUGAUAUCAAGGAGACUGAUUUCUACGCUCUGCAAGCGAGGCUGCAGACCGAGGCCAGGAUUGCUUUGGCUCAGGCUAAAGAAAUGGCUCAUAUACAAAUGGAGAGGGAGCGUCACGGGCGGUCCGUGUCGCCGGUGACGGAGAUGCUGCGGCGCAGUAUGGAGAAGGCGAGCGCGCCGCUGGCGGCCGACCGCCGCCGCGUCUCGCGCCAGCUGCUCACCGACAUGAACAUUGCUCAGUUACAGGUGAUAGUAAACGAGCUGCACUGCGAGAUCGAGUGGCUGAACGAGUGCCUCGUGCAGCUGCUGAUGGCGCGCGACGAGCUGCACAUGCGCCAGGACUCCAUGCUCGUCGACAUCGAGGACCUCACCAGAUACCUCGGUGUCAAAGAACAGAGCAAAAAGACGAAGGGUGCCGCUAAAUCGGGCGUAAAGCGACUCACGUCGUUAGUUAACAAAUAAGGUCCUCGCGCACUAAACACCUACACGAUAAUCAUUUUACAAACGAGCCUUAUACGUCCAGUUGGACCAAUCAUUGAAAUAUCUGCUCGCGACAAAUUAAAUACAAACAUAUUAAUACAUACAUUUCAUAGUACUAGCUUUUAACAUAUAAAUUUGUAUGAAGUUAGGGUGGGUAUACAUUAUGUGUUAAUCCAGGACGUGGAAGUUUUUUUUGUUAGAACCUUAUCGUCGAUCUCCAAAAGAACGACACCGUAUUUUUAAAUAAAUCUCAGGUCGGCUUUAGUAUUAUAUUUCGGUGUGUUCUAACAUAAUGUAUACGCAUUUUAACUACAUUUGUUAACCAUUUAAAAUAUUUUUUGAGUUUUCUCCUACCAAAGCUUUCAUUGAUUUCAUUAACUGUCGAAAUAUUUACUAAAACUGUCUUGUCUUUAUUUUCUCCAAAAUGUAUGAGAGGGAUAUAUUUUUGUAAAUGUCUCGGCAAUGAAAACUCUAGACGUAUGUAUUAAAAUGUUUGUCAAAACCCAAUGUAGUGAGAUUUUGUUGCCGGUAGUACAAUUUUACAAACACAAUUUGUGAUGUCCACUACAUUGUGUUUGUACACAUUUUGUCCAUAAUAUUAGUAAAGUCGGCAACACACCUUCAUUUUUUAACACAAUCUGUACAAUUAAAACUGGAGAUGUGUAGCUGGCGUAAUGUUUAAACAUAGUUAAAUCGAUAUAACUCGAUAUUUACCACUUACGUGUAUAAAGUUGUAUGUCUUGUAUAUCGGAGACGCUCCUUGUUGUCAUUUACUUCUAUUUAUAUAUUUACUUUGUAUAUAGAAGUUUUUACUAUCUCCGUCGCAUUUCUCCUUCUAUAUACGUUUAGAGAUGUUCCCCGCUUCACUAUUAAAUCUUUAGCUCAUAUAGUUGUAGGUAUUUUACGCGAAUUAGGAUAUAUAUUUUUUAUUAAAUUUUUUAAUUGCAGUGUUUUUAAUAAUCCUCAUAAGUUCAUAUAGAAUAAAAAAAAUAUUUGCGGAUCAUCUAAUUAAUUUUUUGCUUAAGUGUCUGUUUCCACUUUGACAGAUAACGAAAUAUACAAAAUAGAAGAAAUAAUUUGGAAAUAGCAAAGAUUUGUUUCCUUAACAGUACGCAUAUAGUACUUAAAAAUUACAAUUAUUUAUAAAUGUAUUUCAUAUAACAUCUAUCCAUGACUAUUAAAUAUUUUUCUUGCCAGAAUUAUUUUAAAAUUGGAAAUACUAUUGUAUUGUCACAUUUUAUGUUCCUAAUUAAUUAAUGAAAAUUAUUAUUAUUUUUAAUAGUAAUUUAUGAUUUUGGAUUAAUUAAAUUUUACUAUUGGAAAUUUGUAACUGACUUGACAAGAUUCGGUAUUAUGACGUUAUUGUAACCGUGGGUUUACAUGAGGAAAUAACAUUUUAUAGGUAUUUCGGCAAUGGAAAUCGACACUUUAAAUUAAAUUCGAUACUCACCGAUAUUUUUGCCAUUAUUUUUCGCUUCUAGUAAUCACACAUUCCCUUUACAACCUCCAAGUACAAUAUUAUAUUUCAUUAUUUUUAAUACAUUUCAAUUUCGAAAUAAAUGUCUCGAUUUUUAAUUUAGUUGUGAAGGGAAAAUUAUGAAAACUCAACUAUUUUGUAGGUAUUUUAAACAGGGUGUUGUAUUUUUUGUUUGAUUUCGUUGUAUUUACUUGUGUAGUGUUUAAUUGUAUUGUUUUUAAAAAGUGUAUUGGUUACCAGUUGUUUUAGUAUUAAACGAGCAAUGGGCGAAUAAACAAUAGAGAUUUUCGACAAAAAUAACAUCUAAGAAAAUUGUCUGUUUAAUUUAAAAACUAACCCGAUGUACAUGUAAUUUCGUUCGAGUUUGUUCACUUAAGAAGGGUUUAAUAAAACAUAACAUUUGUUACGCAAUACCUUGCCAGUUCAAUCGUCUUAUUUUUUGUUCACGCCCAUGUUCAUUUUAGUUAAUUCAUGGAAUUGGUAGUUUUACAUAAUUUUACUUUUAUCCUUUAGACUUGUUUAAGUAUCUCUUUAAUUGAUUUUUUAUUGUUAAGUUUAGAACAAAUUUCUGGAAAAUUAUCUAUAAACGGCUCACUAAAAUUAAAAUAAUUGAAAACCCUUAUCCUUUCAAUGAUGACACUUUCUAUUUUUAUAAAAACAGUACAUUUUUAAGAAAUUUCAGCUUAACCUUAUAGGGACCAGUAUUCAAACAUCCUUUGAAUAAAUAUUUUUCCAUUUACUUAAAAUUUUAAUUUUAAAGUUUUAAGGAUGAAAUGAAAGGUUUAUGUCA
Messenger RNA from Papilio polytes (common Mormon), 4928 nucleotides. RefSeq names its product probable cyclin-dependent serine/threonine-protein kinase DDB_G0292550 (gene Schip1). The coding region runs from base 7 to 2643 and encodes 878 amino acids. Gene Ontology annotation, biological process: positive regulation of hippo signaling. The transcript has 11 exons. Gene Ontology annotation, cellular component: cell junction; plasma membrane. NCBI's taxonomy places the organism in Eukaryota, Metazoa, Arthropoda, Insecta, Lepidoptera, Papilionidae. The record is from RefSeq and is a predicted model, not a curated record.